GUAUAUAAUCUAAACAGUAUACAUACACAAUUACGUCACUUCAUACAGGUAGUGUGCACACACCGCCGUUCCGACCCUCCAGCCAUGGAGCCUCGGUCUCGCUUGAGUAAACCCUGAAGCAUCGCUGUCCCAUCCAUCAACACAGCGACUUCUCUUGAUCUCACAUAAAUUGGUCCUGAUUGGAUGAAUAUAGUCACGUGAUUAUUCAUGGCCUUUCUAAUCUUGUCAUUCUCCAGUCGUAAUUUAGGUUCAUUUAUUUUAGAUUUAUCUGCCGAUCGACAGCUAAUUUGUGUGCCCCAUUGACAAAGCUACACAGUUGUUGAAUUAUGAAUUCCGAUAACGACUAUACUAUAUGCAACCUCGACUCACAUUCGUAUGGGAAUGGAUAUACAAAUUCUGAAAUACCUGGUACACUUUACGGCUAUAAUACUAUCAAUAACAGGGCUAUAGACACGGGACAACACUACUACGGUGCGGAAAACCUCGUUCCACCGGGGAUCUCGGGGGUUGACCUGUCUCUGGGGACAAGCCAGGGUUUGUCCUACCCCGUCAACACACCGGUGAUCCCCCGGGGACCGAGGCAUGGGUACGAACUUCCCGACCCUCAGCCCCAUCCGGGGAAUGUGGACCCCUACAUGGCAGGACAUCAUGGGUUGACAUUGAACGGUGAUGCUCAUUUAGGAGGGGGAGGGGGGCUUAGCCUCUCCCCCGGACGGACAAGUUACGUGGGGUCAUGUGUUGACACCCUAGGGUCCUGUUCCUUGUCGAACAUGUACGGGGCCACAAUGUCACAGCCAAACUCCGGACACAUUAAACAGGAGCCGACGGCCGCUCAAAGCCUUUCCAAUAAACCAUUCAGGUGGAUGCAGAUUAAACGGAAUCCCGGAAAAACAGUGCCGACGACUACCAAACAAGGGGAUUUCGGUUUCACCACCGCUGUUACCACAGCAACACCCCAACAGCCAAACAUGGGCCGUACCAACUUCACAAACAAACAAUUAACAGAACUGGAGAAGGAAUUCCAUUUUAAUAAAUACUUAACACGUGCUCGACGGAUAGAAAUAGCUGCCUCGUUAGGGCUCAACGAAACUCAAGUGAAAAUAUGGUUUCAAAACAGAAGAAUGAAACAGAAAAAACGGAUGCGUGAAGCUCAGUUUGAAAAUUCAAUGCGAGACAAUUGUCAGUUGAACAUAGACGGACUUGGAAUGACCGCCAUGACACUAUGUCAGGAAGGGCGGUAGACCUCUAGCCCCAGGUGGCCUGUGAAAUACCUCGUUGUGAAAUUCUUAUGUUUGUUUCUACACAUGUCAGAAUUCUUUUGGUCCUAAGGACAACGUUAGAAAGUUGGUAUACUGUCGAUAAUUAGUGCUUGAAACCAAAUUGUUGUCAAGACAACCGAACUGCGUUACUCCUUCAUUUCAAGUGAACAGAAGUUGUAUCCUCUUAAACAGGAUAUUUGUGGAACAACGUUGGAAAAGUCCCCUUGACGCAAUGCAUGCUUCCUGAAUUUCGACUUAGGCUCAACCCUGUCCUUCGACCUUUGGUGUGAUUAUUACAUUGUUAUCAUUUAUCGUUCAUGUGUUAUUGAAAGUUAUUUCUCAGAAAAUAUGAAACUGUUUUGAUGUUUUCGUAUAUAAUGGGCAACAUAUUAUUGUUGGCGUUUUUUGUCAUUGCAUUUUGUGACAUGGGUUGGUCGAAUUCCCGUUAAUGCAAAGCUGGGCAAUGAGCAAUGUCAUUGAAUUUUGCGAGUUUAAAACUCUAAGGAAAUACACUGGUGAUGUAAAAAGCCAAAUAUCAUUUAUUUAUCUGAACACUCUGUGAUGUUCUUAAAAUCAUAUUCAGGCGACGUGUGAACAAUUGACCUAGUCAUUUUAUUAUACAGCGUAUAUUUUGCUUUUAUCUAAAUCCUUUGAAGGUGAUAUGAAUAUGUAAUAUGUAACCCGUGAAUAAUUUGCAUAAUGUUUACUUACAGGAAAAUGCGGUCUGUACUUUUUUAUGAGACAUGUUUUCUUUGAGUAGGAAAGUGAAGGUAUCCAUUUUUACUAAUAUCUUAACUACUUUUCGUCAUCCAUUGAUGUUUGUCUGUGUGUUACAAGACUACAUUCCACUGAAUCAGUGACUUUAAAACAAUAUCUUGGUGCAUAAUAACACACAUAUGUAACGAUGGUGCUCCGGCUAUAAUGAUGUCUGUAAUUUAAUGUCAAUGGUAGGAGACUUUCACUUCUAGUUAAAAGGAAAAGAUGGAGAACCUCCCUUCUUGGCUGAAAAAAAGCAACGUCACCAUCAUUGCAAAAUACACUAAAGAAUAUAGAAUAAGAAACGUUUUCGUAUCAUUGUUGAACAUUUCUUCCCUUUUGUGCAUUUCUAGAACUAAUUUUGUCAAUUAAGAAAGAACACACAUCAAUUUUGACCUUUGUAGUAUACAAUAUAUAAUUUAUACUUUGAGGAUUUGUUAUAUCCAUCUAUUAAAACAUGAAAUUAAUUAACUCGAUGAAAUCAAUACAAAGUUUAUAUAAAUCAUGUGAUUGACAUUUCCUGCUUGACGUAAUGAAAAUAUCUAUACACACAUAUAUGUUAAUUAUGUAACAAUUAACGUACAAUUAAUUUAUUAGUUUUAUUUAUAAAAAAAGUCAAAUCACUCCUGCAAGACGUUAUAUUACGCUAUGUGCCUUCGACACACAUAUUGUAGGCCAUAUAGGAAGGGAGGUAACCGAUUAUUGUUUCGUUCAAAUGUAAGCCGUUUUAGCCACGCGCUGAAAGUGCGUAUUAGUUUUCUAUGUGUUUUUUUGUCCCAUUUAGAAUAAAUAUGAAUAAGUCGUGUAUGUGAAUGCUCAAUCUAGUGUCAUAUUUAUUGAUCGUAGGUGAUGACUAAUCGUUUGAUUAUUUAUGUAAUGUACAUGAAAUACGAAUAUUCUAGACAGAAAAUAUCUUUUUCAAAACAUGUUUAUUUGUACGUUCAAAAUUUAAUGUUCGUACGAAUAUGUGUUCAUUCACAAGCAUAUUACAUAUUACCUGAGACAUGUACUAGUAGGUCCCGAUUUGCAAUAUUUCAGGCAUUGUUUGUGUACAGCUGUCGUGCGAGACAAAUAAAGUGACAUAUUUUUGGUGCAAUACAUAA
Molecule: messenger RNA, 3118 nt
Organism: Mizuhopecten yessoensis (Yesso scallop)
Lineage: Eukaryota; Metazoa; Mollusca; Bivalvia; Pectinida; Pectinidae
Product: homeobox protein Hox-A1-like
Exons: 2
Coding region: 327-1241 (304 amino acids)
Biological process (GO): regulation of transcription by RNA polymerase II
Cellular component (GO): nucleus
Molecular function (GO): DNA-binding transcription factor activity, RNA polymerase II-specific; RNA polymerase II cis-regulatory region sequence-specific DNA binding
Source: RefSeq, a predicted model, not a curated record